Doryrhamphus excisus (bluestripe pipefish) is the source of this 4756-nucleotide messenger RNA. NCBI's taxonomy places the organism in Eukaryota, Metazoa, Chordata, Actinopteri, Syngnathiformes, Syngnathidae. The record is from RefSeq and is a predicted model, not a curated record.
CCACUAGACCACCAGGGACUGCAAAAUGUCAGUUUUAAUUAUUAGUUCAUCAAUGUAAUGUAAUUAUGUAUAUUUUAGGGGUGCAGCUAUCGAAUAUUUUAGUAAUCCAGUAUUGUACUGUAAUUUUUUUCAAGAAAAAAACAAUAUAAAAUAAGACAUAUCUAAAUAAUAGACAACCAAUUGGAUUAAUUCUGUAAAUAAUCAACAUUAAAGUGUAUUUUAUUGGGUCUGAUGGUGCUUUUACGGCUGAAUGUAUCCAUCUAAAACUAGAACUAAGACUUAAUUUUAUAAUUUAAUUGUUUUAAUUUUAUAAAUCUCAAACUUAUUCAGGCUGACUAGAAAUAAAAUAAAUAUUCUUUCUAAUAUUCUGCAGUGUUCAAAGUGCAAAUAAAAAUAACUUAUUCAUAGCGCUGUGUUUUUGCAGAUGAAAUCAAACAUGUACAAAGUCACGUUACCAUGGUAAUAAAAUGCCACGUUACGACGUGUUUAACUUGAUGUUUGGCCGUAUUUUCUUUUUUUUUUAACAUUUGGUUUGGGCACAAAAUUGCAGCUUUUUUCUUUGUUUUCCUUCAUUCCUCGCACCGCCUUGUUGCAUGCAUUCUCUCUCACGCCUCAUCAAUCUUCCUGCACCAUCCGUUUCCUUCUUCGUCCUCUGCGUGGGUUGACAUAAGCGCGUUGGUGAUGUAGGCAAGAAAAAAAUGCCUCAAUUAUUAUUUUUUUGAGAAAAUCCAGGUACCCGAAAUAUUUGAGAAAUGGUUGCACCCAUCAUAUAUUUGUUAAACUUAUUUUAGAGCUGCAAACUUCAUUUUCACAUUCAAUUUAAUCUACAGUACAUGAGAUGCAUGGAAUAAUACUACUAGUUAUGAAUAUAAUGCAAUGCAUUGCAAAUUCCAACCACAAAAUAUUGUCCAUUGAAACCUGUAUCCAGUCUUACUUGUAUGUGCUGUGUAAUAUAGCAAGUUUAGAAUUCACUAUUUUCUUCCCAGGUCCCUAAAAAAGCACCAGAAAAAGCACAUGUUUAUCUUGGUGCUUUUUGCUAUUUCAGCUCUCACACUAACUGGAAACACAGGCGUUCAUGGAGGACGCCCGUACGUUGUCAGGCCCCUUUCAGGAACUAGCAAUUACAGUUCCAAAGACAGAAGCUUCUCAUUACGCAUUGUUUUGUUUUGUGACGCAAGUCACUAAUCUUUUGAUUGUGCUUGUCGAUGGUUUGAGGUUUGAAACCAGACUUGAGAAUGACUACGGAGUAGAAACGUCGGCGUUGACGGUGGAGUGGCUGAAGAAUGAAGAAAUUAUUGACCCGGCGGAGGACAGAAAUUUCUACAUCACCAUUGACCACAAUCUGAUCAUCAAGCAAGCGCGUCUGUCGGACACGGCCAACUACACGUGCGUGGCCAAGAACAUUGUGGCCAAAAGACGCAGCACCACAGCCACCGUCAUUGUUUAUGUCAACGGUGGAUGGUCGACGUGGACAGAGUGGUCUGUGUGCAACAGUCGUUGUGGGCGUGGCUUCCAGAAACGAACGCGCAGCUGCACCAACCCCGCCCCCUUAAACGGUGGACUGCCAUGUGACGGACAGGCCAUACAGAAGCUACCGUGUACCACCUUGUGUAUGGUGGACGGCAUGUGGACCGAGUGGUCCAAAUGGUCGGCUUGCGGGACGGAAUGCACCCAGUGGAGGAGAAGGGAGUGCAACAACCCCGCCCCCAAAAAUGGAGGAAAGGACUGCGAGGGGCUCGUGCUUCAGUCUCAGAACUGCACCGACGGGCUCUGUAUGCAAAGUUCAUUGUUUCAGACGUCCGUUGAGCCCAAAGACAAGAGUGAUUUGGGAUUCACAUCUGCUCCGAGCACAGACGACGUGGCUCUCUACGUGGGCGUGGUCAUCGCCGUCAUCAUGUGCCUGGUCAUCUCCGUUAUUGUGGCGCUUUUUGUGUACCGCAAAACGCACCGCGACUUUGACUCGGAUAUUAUCGACACGUCUGCGUUGAACGGAGGCUUCCAGUCGGUCAAUAUCAAGACGGCCAGAUCAGCCGACCUGCUUACAGCCCCCCCUGAUUUGACAAAUGCCGCCGCCAUGUAUCACGGUCCCAUGUAUGCCCUCCAUGCCGUAUCAGAUAAAAUCCCAAUGACCAACUCUCCACUCUUAGAGCCCCUACCCAACCUGAAGAUCAAAGUAUACAACUCCUCCGGUCUGGUCACCCCACAGGACGACCUCGGAGGAGACUUCACGUCCAAACUCUCCCCCAAGGUAACGCAGUCCCUGCUGGAGAACAGCGACACGAUGAACCUCCGCAACCAGAGCUUGGCCCGGACUCGAGACCCCUCCUGCACGGCUCACGGAUCCUUCAGCAACCAGGGAGGUCACCUGAUCGUUCCCAACUCUGGAGUGAGUCUGCUGAUUCCGGCGGGUGCGGUCCCACAGGGGAGGCUGUAUGAGAUGUACGUGACGGUGCACAGGAAGGACAGCUCCAGACCCCCCGUGGAGGACGUCCAGACUGUGCUGAGUCCGGUGGUGAGCUGUGGACCUCCAGGAGCUCUGCUGACCAGACCAGUGAUCCUCACCAUCCACCAUUGUGCUGACAACGUGCAGGAGGACUGGCUCAUACAGCUGAAGAAUCAACUGACUAUGGGCGAGUGGGAGGAUGUGGUGGUGGUAGGAGAGGAGAACUUCACCACCCCUUGCUACGUACAGAUGGACUCGGAGGCCUGUCACAUCCUCACUGAGACCCUGGGCACGUACUGCUUGGUGGGUCAGUCCAUGGGCAAGGCAGCCGCCAAGAGGCUCAAACUGGCCGUCUUUGGACCUGUGUCCUGCACAACCCUGGACUACCACAUCAGGGUCUACUGUCUGGACGACACUCAGGACGCACUCAAGGAGGUUCUUCAGAUGGAGACCCAGAUGGGAGGCAAGCUCCUGGAUGAGCCAAAGACUCUCAACUUUAAAGACAGCACUCACAACCUGAGACUGUCCAUCCACGACGUUCCGCACCCGCACUGGAAGAGCAAACUCAUCGCUAAGUAUCAGGAGAUCCCCUUCUACCAGGUGUGGAGCGGCAGCCAGAGAAGCCUUCACUGCACGUUCACGCUGGAGAGGAUGAGCUCGGCCAUCACGGAGGUCAGCUGUAAGCUGUGUGUGAGGCAGGUGGAGGGCGAGGGGCAGAUCUUUCAGCUCAGCAACACCCUGGAGGAGGAGCUCCAGUGCAUCGACACAUCCCUCAUGGACCCAGCCAGCAACAUCACCACUUUGGUGGGACCCAGCGCCUUCCGUAUCCCCUUGUCAAUCAGACACAAACUGUGUGGAAGUCUAGAUGCACCGCAGACGCGAGGGAACGACUGGAGGAUGUUGGCCCACAAGCUCAACCUCGACAGGUACCUGAACUACUUCGCCACCAAGUCCAGUCCAACGGGUGUCAUCCUGGACCUCUGGGAGGCCCAGCACUUCCCGGACGGAGACCUCAACGAGCUGGCGGCCGUGUUGGAGGAGAUGGGCCGCCAUGACAGCAACUUCUGCUCCAUGACCACGGAACACUGACCACGGAUCGACGACCAUGACGACAUGCGGCGGUAAUGACGUUCACCGUGCUGGCGGCCGGAUGCUAGCGGAACGACCAAAACGGGACGCUUGCUGGAUACGGAUCUUUCCACGACUUCUUGUGACUUUUAGCCUCCAAUCGAGCAGAUCAGGAAGUAAACACAAACACGCCAAAAAGACAACUUUUUACUUCAAAGUUAGAAAAAGUCAUCACAGGAUGAAGAAGCGUGAAAAAGCAGGUCGGAAAGAAAGAAAGCGUGAAAGACGAAGAGAAUGAAGCUAAAAGGAAAGUUCGGACACCAGACUGAAAGAGGAUCACAAAGUCUUUGGGGGCAUUCAAAAGCACCGGCGCCCUUUGUUUGACAUCUUUCAAUCAUUUUUCAAGGAAGGCCUCUUAUCUUAUUUGGUGUGAAAAUGGUAAAAGCAACUGUCAAUCAAAUGGCCUCACCCAUAAAAAUCUUAACACCCUCCUCGGAAGAUGUCAUCAGUAAUGGCUCUUGGGUUUGUUUGUUUUUUACAUCAAGUAUUUUUCCCACAGGGAAUGGGAGGGAAUUCAUAAAAGCCAUGGCAGGGACAGCAAAGUUUUUUUUUUUUUUUUUCGGAUGACGGAUCAUCUUGGAGAAUUGAAAAAAAAGAAGAAAAACAAGGCAGUGAACGCAUCACGUCAUGAAUUCACUCUGUCACUUUUGCAUCAUGCAGUUGUUAGGGUUAGGGUUAUAGGGUUAGGGUAAGGGUGAAAGGUCAGGGUUAGAUUUAGGGUUACAUGUGGCGUCCCCAUAGUCACUUGAAUGAUCACUAGCGCCCUCAAGUGGCCUUUGACCAAUAUUUUAUUUUUGUCUGAAUUAUGUAAAUACAUGAUUAGCAUCUAAGGAAUAUUAUAUUUUUAUCAUCAUUACCAUUAUUGCAAGUUACUUUCUUUUAUGUUUGUGUUUUAAAAGUUGGAAUUUUUAAUUUUUGUCUUAUGUUAUUAUUUUUUUUUAAUUAUAAAAAAAAAUCUAGAGUUAAUUUUUUUGCAUGGUUUAAGUUAAUUAUCCAAAUUAAUUAAACUAAUGCUGCAACUCAAAACUGUUUUAAUCAAAUAUUUUGAACUUUCCAACUUUUAAAACUGUGUUCCUUAAUUUUAUAUAUUUUUUUUAAUUGUUUGACAUUACACCAUUUAAAUAAAUGCAAAUCUUAAUUUUAUUAAUUACAUUUAUACAUAUAUAUAUUUAUACACACACAGGA